AUGGCUCGCGGCCAGAUCACAUCGCUACUCCUCUUCCUCCUGCUCUCAUCGACCGCGCUCCCGUGUCUGGCUCAGCAGAGCAACAGCACGGGCCACACCCGUUCGUCCAGAACCGCCGGCGGGUUCUCGCCGACCACCGUCGUCGUGCUCGUCGUCCUCAUCGCGGCCUUCGUCGUCCUCACGCUCUUUUCGAUCUACAUCAACCGCUGCACCGGCGGGCACCCCGUCCCUCGCCGGCCGUACCGUAGCACGGUCCCUGAUCAGCCCGUCGAUGCCGCCGCCCACUCGGAUCGCUGCCGCCCCCGUGGCCUCGACAAGGAGGUCGUGGAGGCCUUCCCGACGGCCGUCUACGGCGACGUGAAGGCGCGCAUGGCGACCAACAAGUCGGGCCCGCUCGAGUGCGCCGUCUGCCUCACCGAGUUCGAGGACAGCGACGAGCUCCGGGUCCUCCCGGCGUGCUGCCACGUCUUCCACCCGGAGUGCAUCGACCCGUGGCUCGCCGGCGCGGUCACCUGCCCGCUCUGCCGGGCCGAUCUCACCGAGCCCCCCGCGAUCCCGGCCGCCGCCGAGAGCCGCGGCUACCUGACGGACACGGCCGUGCAGGAGGAGCCGGAGGAGCUCGACGAGGAGUGCUCGGUGGUCUCUUUCACGGCUGAAUCCCUCACCAGCUUCAGCACGGUAUGGAGGCACGAGUUCACGGGCGCGGAGUACAACCACUACCGCAGGACGCAGUCGGCCAUGGACGCGCCGGACCGGCACACUCUGAGGCUGCCGGAGCACGUCAUGAAGGAGCUCGCCGCCGUCCGGAGGCACCGGCGGGCGGCCAGCCUCGCCGCAGAGUACCCAGACACCGCGGAUCAGAAGACACCGGGGUGGCUGACCUCGUUCCUGCGGUCCAUGUCAUGGCAGCGGCAGAGCCGCGGGGACUCGGACGCCGGGGAGGAGCACGGCGGCAGCAAACGGAUUCAUCCCGUGGCCGGAGCGCCGGUUGAAAAACCGAGCGGGUCGGGGUCCGGCGGGGACGAGAAGAAAGAGAGCUCCGACGUUGACGCGUUAAACCGGGUUUGA
Molecule: messenger RNA, 1068 nt
Organism: Triticum turgidum subsp. durum (durum wheat)
Lineage: Eukaryota; Viridiplantae; Streptophyta; Magnoliopsida; Poales; Poaceae
Source: the annotation of a GenBank genome assembly